Messenger RNA from Dacryopinax primogenitus, 636 nucleotides. RefSeq lists its product as uncharacterized. The record is from RefSeq and is a predicted model, not a curated record. Lineage: Eukaryota; Fungi; Basidiomycota; Dacrymycetes; Dacrymycetales; Dacrymycetaceae. The annotation marks the transcript as partial. The transcript has a single exon.
AGCAAGAUUUGUUCUCUUAUCUACCAACUAGGGAGCCCUGUGUUCUUUAUAACAAUAACACCCUGUGACAUGGACGGUUCUCUCUGCCAAUUGGCAAUCAAAGGCAUCAACAGUUAUGGUGUGUUGAGUAUGGGAACUACUCCACAUAGCCAGUUCAACAGAGCUAUGGGCAUAGCUCAUAAUCCAGCUGUGGCUGCAUCUGUGUUCCAUCACACCAUGGUAUGGUUUUGCAACAUCAUCUUGCACAUAGGCAAAGGGCCCGGGCUUUUUGGAAACUGUACUGGCUGGUAUGGUAUGGUUGAGGCACAAGGUCACAGUAUGCUGCAUUGUCAUAUGUUUAUAUGGGUGGAAGGCAAUCCUACACUCCACAUGCUGCGCAAAAUGAUGUUGACCAAUUCCAACUUCCAGGAACGUAUGAUCCAAUGGCUCAAACACAUUAUCCACACUGAGCUGCCCAGACAAACAGAGGUAGUUCCUGAGCCCAAUGGACCAGUGUUGCCCCCAAAGCUCAACGUCAAUGCAGUUGACCCUUGGACUAUGGCAAUACCAGAUCUUUCACAGUGCACAGAAUGGUCCACAAUGUUUUGUGACUGUGUACACACUUUGGUUGAAUGGAAUAAUUGGCACGUACAUUGA